GGCACCGCACCUGCAGCACAGUGACGCCAGCUUCGCCAUCUGGCGGUGUGCGUGGAGAACUGCAGCGCUCUCUCCUGAGGAAAACACAGGAGAUCACCCUCCUCCUCCUCUCUGCGGUGCUCAGUGGAGAAGAGCGUCCAUGUCCGAGCAGAUCUGACACAGCGAGAAGGAAGAGGAGGAGAGGGCGCAGUCCAUGAGGCAGAGGACCGAGGAGGAGAGAAACGAGACACCCCCCCUCCCUAACCCCCGCUGACGAGAGGAAGGACAUCGCUCGCUUCGGCUCGGUGCAACCGCGAAGAUGGGGAACCGGGGAAUGGAGGAUCUGAUUCCUCUGGUGAAUCGCAUGCAGGAUGCCUUCUCCGCCAUCGGCCAGAAUUCGAACUUGGACCUGCCGCAGAUCGCCGUGGUGGGCGGGCAGAGCGCGGGGAAGAGCUCGGUGCUGGAGAACUUCGUGGGGAAGGAUUUCCUUCCCCGUGGUUCUGGCAUUGUGACCCGUCGUCCUUUGGUUCUGCAGCUGAUGACCUCUCCCACAGAGUACGCAGAGUUUCUCCACUGUAAGGGCAAGAAGUUCGUAGAUUUCGAUGAGGUCCGACAGGAGAUUGAGGCGGAGACUGAUCGCAUGACCGGGGCCAACAAGGGCAUCUCCCCUGUGCCCAUCAACCUGCGAGUCUACUCCCCUCACGUGCUCAACCUGACGCUGGUGGACCUGCCAGGGAUGACCAAGGUGCCCGUGGGCGACCAACCUGCAGACAUCGAGGCCCAGAUCAGAGAGAUGCUGAUGCAGUUUGUCACCAAGGAGAACUGCCUGAUGCUGGCCGUCUCCCCGGCCAACUCCGAUCUGGCAAACUCUGACGCUUUAAAGAUUGCCAAAGAGGUCGACCCUCAGGGUAUGAGGACCAUUGGUGUGAUCACCAAGCUGGACCUGAUGGACGAGGGGACGGACGCUAAAGAAAUCCUGGAGAAUAAACUGCUUCCACUCAGAAGGGGAUACGUCGGCGUGGUGAACAGGAGCCAGAAGGACAUAGAUGGGAGGAAAGACAUUACUGCCGCCAUGGCCGCCGAGAGGAAGUUCUUUAUGUCCCACGCUUCGUACAGACACCUGUCAGACCGCAUGGGCACCUCCUACCUCCAGAAACUCCUCAAUCAGCAACUGACCAACCACAUCCGCGACACCCUGCCGGGGCUGCGAGCCAAGCUGCAGAGUCAGCUCCUCUCCAUCGAGAAGGAGGUGGAGGAGUACAAGAACUUCCGACCCGACGACCCCUCUCGCAAGACCAAGGCUCUGCUCCAGAUGGUGCAGCAGUUCUCUGUGGAUUUCGAGAAGUGCAUAGAGGGCUCUGGCGACCAGAUUGACACGGCGGAGCUGUCAGGGGGUGCGAGGAUCAAUCGCAUCUUCCAUGAACGCUUCCCGUUUGAACUGGUCAAGAUGGAGUUCAACGAGAAGGAGCUGAGGAAGGAGAUCAGCUACGCCAUCAAGAACAUUCACGGCAUCAGAACUGGCCUCUUCACCCCGGACAUGGCCUUUGAGACCAUUGUGAAAAGGCAGAUUGGGAAGAUUAAAGAGCCGUGCACCAAAUGUGUGGACAUGGUCAUUUCUGAGCUAGUCAAUACGGUUAGGCAGUGUACCAAGAAGCUGGCUCAGUAUCCCCAACUACGAGAGGAGAUGGAGAGAAUUGUCACGCAGCACAUCAGGGACCGGGAAAGCCGCACUAAGAACCAGGUGCUGCUGUUGAUAGACAUCGAGUUGUCCUACAUGAACACCAACCAUGAGGACUUUAUUGGAUUUGCCAACGCUCAACCGAGGAACAUCCAAAUGAACAAGAAGAAGGCGGCCGGCAACCAGGUGAUCAGGAAGGGCUGGCUGACCAUCAACAACAUCGGCAUCAUGAAGGGAGGAGCCAAGGAGUACUGGUUCGUCCUCACUGCCGAGUCUCUGUCCUGGUAUAAGGACGAUGAGGAGAAAGAGAAGAAGUACAUGCUGCAGGUGGACAACCUACGGCUGCGCGAUGUGGAGAAAAGCUUCAUGUCCAGCAAGCAAAUCUUUGCCCUCUUCAACACCGAGCAGAGGAACGUUUAUAAGGAUUACCGUCAGCUGGAGCUGGCCUGUGAGAGUCAGGAGGAUAUCGAUGCUUGGAAGGCCUCGUUCCUUCGAGCCGGAGUUUAUCCUGAACGGGUCACGGACAAGGAAGGAAAGAGUGACGGCGGUGAAGACAGCGGAACCGACAGCUUCGUGCACAGCAUGGAUCCUCAGCUGGAGCGGCAGGUGGAGACCAUUCGUAACCUGGUGGACUCCUACAUGGCCAUCGUCAGCAAGACCGUCCGCGACCUGAUGCCCAAGACCAUCAUGCACCUGAUGAUUAACAAUACGAAGGAGUACAUCAACGCCGACCUGCUGGCCCAGCUGUACUCGUGCGGCGACCAGAACUCGCUGAUGGAGGAGUCUCAGGAACAGGCCACGCACCGGGACGAGAUGCUGCGGAUGUACCACGCCCUGCGGGAGGCGCUCGGCAUCAUCGGCGACAUCAGCACGUCAACCGUGACCACCGCCAUGCCGCCGCCCGUGGAUGAUUCCUGGCUGCAGGUGCAACGGGCCAACUCCGGAGGGAGGUCUCCGGCCACCAGUCCACUUCCAAACCGCAGAGCUCCGCCGGGACCCCCCGGCCGCCCCGGCUCUCGUGGGCCUCCGCCCGGGCCUCCUCCUGCCGGGGGACCCCCUGUCCCGUCUCGGCCCGGAGCUUCUCCGGACCCCUACAGUGGGCCGCCACCCUCCGUGCCCUCCAGGCCUAACCGCGGUCCCCCAAAUGUGCCCAGCCGGGCCAAACAAGAGCGGGCCCUCUCGCCCCUAGAGCCCCCUGCCGCCUCCUGCCUCUUAGAGGAAGCCUCCUCUCCUCUCUUUCACCUCCUUUCCCCUAAAACUCCCAUAGCCUGA
Molecule: messenger RNA, 2929 nt
Organism: Pleuronectes platessa (European plaice)
Lineage: Eukaryota; Metazoa; Chordata; Actinopteri; Pleuronectiformes; Pleuronectidae
Gene: dnm1a
Product: dynamin 1a
Exons: 21
Coding region: 299-2929 (876 amino acids)
Cellular component (GO): membrane; microtubule; cytoplasm
Molecular function (GO): GTP binding; GTPase activity; microtubule binding
Source: RefSeq, a predicted model, not a curated record